AUGGUCUUUUACCUGGUGAUGUGCAUCCUCUGGUUCAUUAUAAUGAUUGUUCAAGUCAUCAUUGCCCUUAUCGCAUGGCUCAUCUGGACAAUUAUCCGAAGGGUGGUGGAUACAUGUCAUGAAGUUGGAGACACUUGCGUUUGUGAUGGCACAGAUGAGAGGGCUCCAGUAACAGGUGAGAUAAGAACAAGGCAUGUUGUGCUACCAGGGCUGAAACUUUAUAAGGGACUUUGUGGGUCCUACAGGAUCCUACAUGCACCAUUUGGACUCUUCAAAAAUGGUUCCAAAGGGAGCUGAGCUACCAGAUGAAUCUUGGUUAGAGACCUCCAGGAUCCGACAGGAUCCUAAACGCACCAUAAAGGGUGCAGUGUGCUGACAGGUACACCCCGUUAGAGCUGCUGAGUAGGAACCAUGGGGGAUCCAGUAUACAUGUAUUACUUUGAUUCUUCAAAAUCGUGGUUCCUCUACUGGAAUUUUUAAACACAUCUGAUUUAAAUUCAGUAAUCAAAAUAACCACUUCUUAAACUAAUCUUUGCUGUAAAAGCGGGAAAAAGGAAGUGUUCAUUGUGAGUAAGUGACGGGUUUGCACUUGGAAAAAUUCAGAUCUAGUAGACUUAUUUAUUGAUAGUCAAGACUUCUUGGUUCUAAAAAGUAUUCAAACUGACUUUUAUAACAUAACUCUCGUAUUGUUCUUUCGAGCCCUAAUCCUAUAAAAUCCGCGUAUUUCAGGUGACUAUUGCCACUGUUUUACUAAGGGUUAUGAUCACUCGAGUGACACAAACACAACCCCAAAAGAAAUUUUUUACACGUCGUACGCAAGCGCCAGCACAGUAAGAUACGUAUGCGCAAUGAACAUCCUGCAUACAUCCCAUCAGGGUGCAAUCUCGACCCCAGAGCUCUUAUGCGCAUAACGGCCAGGGAGUCAGAAGCGUAAGCACUGGGGUCGAGAUUGAUUGGGGUAGACAUACUGUACUUGCUAUCGCGGUUCCGUUUGCGUAGUCCCGCUUCAUUCGUGUAAAAUGCAAAUGAAAGCGCAAGCACCGUACAAAAGCACUCUGCACAUCAACAGCAAUUAUAGACUAUUUAUCAACGCGGCUACAAUUUUCCAUUGUCUGCUCUCUUAGGUCUAGAAAUACGUGUAUUUCCUCGCAAAGAAAAAUCAAAAUCAUGUGUUCUUUAAGAUCAGACAACGAGAGGUUUGGAUAUCAAGUUUAUUGCGUCAGAUUUGAUAACAAGUACACAAAGUAGCGAAUGACGUCAUAACUAAGUCAAUAGCCUCACGCGGGACGGUGGCUGGGUAACGUGCUUGCCUUUCCAAUUGAGCUUAUCACUGACACGUUCAUGCUGCGGACGAUCAGAUAAGCUUUGACGUCAAAUGUGAUCGACGUGUGAUUAAAAUUGUUGCACAAUGAAUUUGGAUUUUGAUAUAGCCUGUGAACAGGCCCUCUCUUUGGGGUUUUGAUACUGACGGUUGGAAUGAUUAUAGGACAUUUUCAAUCUCAAAAUAUGUUUUCACCUCUUAGUGCACAACUGUGAUGACAUCAGGGUGAUUGAAUCCUGCUUUUUGGCCAUUCUAAUCGUGUCAGGUUUUGCUGCCAUUUUCACACUGGCCGGUUCCAUCAUUGGCUGCAUGGGAACAUGCUGCGCAAGAACUCAGGUAAUCAAGCCCGGGGAGGUACUUCCUAGUGAUAGGCUAAUGGGAAUGUACCUCUGGAUGGGGUCGUAUUUACUCGAAUGGAUUGACUAUAAUGAGGCUGCAUUUUAAAUGGAAGUCACUAGAAUGGGGUCGCACAUUUUCGGGAUUUAGUUAGGGGUAAGAAAAUUCUGGUUAGUUAAACGCACUCCUUUUUUAGGUGGGGAUGAUGAGUGGCCAACUUCUUGAAGCUCUUACCCUAUCUCAGACCAAAAUACGUGAUUUUCCCUACCCUAUGUCAGGGCUAAUAUCGCUCUGAAGAGAAGAAUGAUUCAAAAAGUACCCAAUUCUUGACCUUGGCUCCAGAGAACACAAACAUUACCCUAUCUCUCACCCAAACGGUAACAUCAGUACCCAAUACUGGAACAAAAGAGCUCAUGAAACUAUAUCCUUUGACGCUUGUAUGUUGAUACAGCUUAUAUCAUAAGGAAGGUAUAUAGGGUAUUUUAAGUAUAUUAAGGAGUCUCGAAAAAGUCAGUUUCAAACCAGAGAUAUCUUAGCCUAGAUUUAAUCGUAAUUGCCGUUUAUUGUAUAAUAUAAGCUGUUUUGGUCGUAUUUUAUUCUUGUUUUGCAUUUUAUUUCUCGUUGAUUUUGAGUAUGAUUAUGCGACGUGAUAAUGAGUUUAGAAACAAAGGAAAUAUGCUCUCUGCGCUUCCUCUGCAAGCCGUUUCUUCACUGAGAACUUUCUAAGAAUUUGAUAAGGAUUUCAAAAGAGGGAGAUAAACUGGCUGAUAAUGCAGCUUGGCUUUAAUAAAACGAAACUGGAGAUAUUUUAUGGAGAAAGAGUGAUUUUCACUCAAGUUACCAUCAAUUAAACAUUUUACCAACAUGCGCGUUUAUCAUGUGCGUUUUUUUUUCAUCCUCUCAGCCAGCCAACGUUGUUGUGGUACAUCAGCCCACGGGAUACCCGAUGACAAUGCAACAGACUAUAAUGACUACGCAGCAGGGCUAUCCACCUCAACAGGGCUAUCCACCUCAACAGGGCUAUCCA
This is a messenger RNA of Porites evermanni, 2684 nucleotides long. The record is from the annotation of a GenBank genome assembly. NCBI's taxonomy places the organism in Eukaryota, Metazoa, Cnidaria, Anthozoa, Scleractinia, Poritidae.